This is a messenger RNA of Hibiscus syriacus, 891 nucleotides long. Its product is annotated as 40S ribosomal protein S9-2-like. The coding region runs from base 133 to 726 and encodes 197 amino acids. Gene Ontology annotation, molecular function: rRNA binding; structural constituent of ribosome. The record is from RefSeq and is a predicted model, not a curated record. Gene Ontology annotation, biological process: positive regulation of translational fidelity; translation. Gene Ontology annotation, cellular component: cytosolic small ribosomal subunit. The transcript has 3 exons. NCBI's taxonomy places the organism in Eukaryota, Viridiplantae, Streptophyta, Magnoliopsida, Malvales, Malvaceae.
AAAAAGAAAAGAGGGGACAUUAGGGUUCAGGAUUUCACUGUAUAUAAAAUAAAGUUCACUCCUACAGUACUCCAUUUCCCCCGGUGUUUAUCUCUUUAGCUUUCUCGCCUCUGAAGAGAAGCCAACGCCGCCAUGGUUCACGUCAGUUUCUACCGCAACUAUGGGAAGACGUUUAAGAAGCCAAGGCGUCCAUACGAGAAGGAACGUUUGGAUGCUGAGUUAAGACUUGUAGGAGAGUAUGGGCUCCGGUGUAAGAGGGAAUUGUGGAGGGUUCAGUAUGCUCUGAGCCGUAUUAGAAAUGCUGCUAGGGACCUUCUCACUCUUGAUGAGAAGAACCCUCGUCGUAUUUUUGAAGGUGAAGCACUUCUUCGCAGGAUGAACAGGUAUGGACUUCUGGAUGAGAGCCAGAACAAGCUUGAUUAUGUAUUGGCUUUGACUGUUGAGAACUUCCUUGAACGUCGCCUGCAAACGCUUGUGUUCAAGUCUGGUAUGGCUAAGUCGAUUCACCAUGCUCGUGUGUUGAUUAGGCAAAGGCAUAUCAGGGUUGGGAGGCAGGUGGUUAACAUACCAUCCUUCAUGGUGAGGGUCGACUCCCAAAAACAUAUUGACUUCUCUCUUACAAGUCCAUUUGGAGGUGGCCGCCCUGGAAGAGUGAAGAGAAAGAACCAGAGAGCAGCUGCCAAGAAGGCCGCUGGUGGAGACGGUGAUGAAGAGGAAGACGAGUAAACCUUACGCAGCUAUCACACCUUUAAAUGCCCUUGUUUGGAACUUACAAUUUACUCCGUUAUUUGACAUGGUUUGAGUUCUGUUUCAAGACCUUUACUGUAGUGGAUGAUGUCUCGGAUUUGAUGUUAAUUGAGCUAUUUAUUUGUUUUGAGGUUACAAUAUUUA